Messenger RNA from Lates calcarifer (barramundi perch), 1182 nucleotides. RefSeq names its product translocator protein (gene tspo). Gene Ontology annotation, cellular component: mitochondrial outer membrane. Bases 175 to 660 code for a protein of 161 amino acids. The record is from RefSeq and is a predicted model, not a curated record. Lineage: Eukaryota; Metazoa; Chordata; Actinopteri; Centropomidae. The transcript has 4 exons.
GUAUCCACGGCGUGACCGCUUCGAUAAGACUGCCCUACCCGUUCAACACAGUUAUAUCACUACACACCAGCAUGCCCGAGGAUUUCACUCUGGGUGUGUAGCUUUACAGUUCGACAAUACAACAUACACACUAUACAUACUGUGUGGAGGAGCUGACACCUGAGAGAAGGGAUCAUGUGGCUGCCUAUGAUUGGAAUGACCGCCCUGCCACACCUGGGAGGGCUCUAUGGUGGUUACAUUACACGCAAAGAGGUGAAGACCUGGUACACAACCCUGCAGAAACCAUCAUGGCGCCCACCGAAUGCAGCAUUCCCUGUGGUGUGGACGUGUCUGUACACAGGCAUGGGGUAUGGCUCCUACCUGGUGUGGAAAGAGCUGGGAGGUUUCACUGAGGAUGCAGUGGUUCCACUGGGACUUUAUGGGCUACAGCUAGCUCUGAACUGGGCCUGGACUCCUAUUUUCUUUGGUGCACACAAGCUGAAAUGGGCGCUCUUUGAGAUUGUGCUUCUCACUGGGACUGUCGGAGCCACUAUGGUGUCUUGGUAUCCCGUCAACCGCACCGCCACUCUGCUCAUGGCGCCCUACCUGGCCUGGCUGUGCCUCGCCACCUCCCUCAACUACUGCAUAUGGAAAGACAACCCUGAAAAGAAAGAAGAGUAGGAGACAGUUCUGUGGGUGCUUUGAAGAGACUACUUAAAUUUUGAAUCAUUACAAAUGACAAUAUUUUGAAAUAACUUUUCUUCCUAUGAAAUUGCAGUAGUUUCACAACUUAGUCCAACUGAUGUCUGAGGAUUGUUCACAUAAAAUCAGCUCGUCAAGGCUGAUGAUGGCUGGUGUCAAAUCAAUGAGGUCCGUUAGAAGUUGUGGUGUUAUUACUCUGUAAGUUAAAUAUUCAACGGUAAAACAACCUGCCUCUAAUUUUCCAUUCAAAGCUCUUUUUAAAAAGCCAGUAUAUCAUUACAAUUUGUCAAUAUACGUAUCAAACACAAAAAUGCAACACAAAUCAGGCUACAUCAUCAAAUUGAAGUCAAACAUAUUUUUCUAAAAUUGUUUUUUUUUUAAGUUGGGAGUAAAACUAAAUGUUUUUGUUUUUAUGAAGACUGUCCCAUGUGUGCAUUUAUGAUGAAGAAAGUUGUGUUGAAGUUACUGAUUUAACUAUAAAAAUAAAAGAUUUCUGUCCAA